AUGUCACUUAAUAACUUCUUUAAGUAAAAGUAGUAACUGUAAAAAGAAAAAGAGGAAUAAGAUAAGUAUAAUAAAAUAAUAAAUGAAGAUAGUAAAUGAAAGAGUAAUCAGAUUAAAAACGCAAUAUAUAAUCUGUUUAAUUGAAAGCUAGAGCUUAAUAAAGAAUAGAGACAUUUUAAGAAACAAUGAUGUCUAAAUAAUAUGUAGAGAGUCUUAAGAAAGGGUCAUAUCCAUUAUUACCAACUAGCAAGCAUUCAUUUCGAGAUAGAGAAAAAGACAAGGAGAUGGAAAAGAUGGGAGGAAUCUAUCUGAAAACGUAUUUUAUUACUUAAAAAUAUGAUAGAUUCUAAAUAGCUAAAAAUAGAGCUCAAACUGCAUAAUAGGAAUUUAGAUCUGCUCAUUUAGCCACUGGUGAAUUUGAUCCAAACCUUCCAACUAAAAAUCAUGAGAAAUGGUUGAAACCAAAAGAUUUAUCAAAGCAAAGUGAACCAAUGAGAUUUGGUUUAAGUUAGAGAACUGAAGUUGAAAGAGUAAAUUAAGAAAUAAAAAAGGUUAGUGAACAAUUAGAUGUUUAAGUAAAUAUUAUAUAUAAAUAAUUUAUAAGAAUAAAGAUUUAAAAAUGUUAAUUAGACCAAGUUGGAAAGAUGAACAAAAAGAUAAAUGGUUGGAUAAUCAUACUUUUAAUAUUUAUCCAUGUUUAUAUGAUGGUCAUAGGAGUGAUCCUCCUUGGGAGCAACAUCCUACUAAUCUCAAUAAUCAAAAUAACUAAUAUAUUGAUGGUUAUGAAGUAGUUGGAGAUCUUUCAAGAUAGAGAUUUAAAGAAAAAGAAGUAUUUUACUAUUAAUUAUAACAUAGCAUAAAAGAAGUGAUUUUAUUUCUACUGUUAAAGAAGAUCAAAUUGGAACUACUAUGCAUAUAUCUAGAUCUCUAAGAACUAUGAAAUAAGAUAAAAUUUUAAAUAUGUAAUAAAAUUAUGAUGAAUAUUCAACCAAUAAAUAAAUUGAACAUUAUAAAACUACACUUUUAUAAACUAAAAGUAUUGAUCAUAUUACACCACAUCAACAUAGUAACAAGUAAAUAAAAUAAUUAUAUUUUAGUUAUAAAGGUCAUUCAUUACACAAUUUGAGACCAUAAUAGCCAAACAAACUUUUUAGACAAUCCAUAAAUUAUUAAAAUUAAAAAGUUAUAACUAAAUAACCUCCCCAUUAACCUGUCAUAGUAUAAAACCAAUUUCCUUCUUAAGAUGAUUAACCAACUUAAUAAAUGUUAACUGCAGAUUUAUUUAUACCUAAAUAGAAAUUAACUUAAAUUUAAGAGGUUUCUUAAGUUUAAAUUUAAAGUCAUCAUUCAAAUAAUCCUUUUAGUCGUGAAUCUUUAGCUUCAUAAGGAGGAACCAGAUCCAGAUUCAUGGAUUAAUAUAAAUAAAAAAAAACAGAUUCUGGAUAAAUGAAAUUAGGUUAUCCUUAUCAUUUAGAGGAUGAUGAAACUACUGCUAAAAUUAUGGUUAAAUAUUUUCAAGAAGAACAAAAAUGA
Messenger RNA from Paramecium pentaurelia, 1533 nucleotides. The record is from the annotation of a GenBank genome assembly. Lineage: Eukaryota; Ciliophora; Oligohymenophorea; Peniculida; Parameciidae.